Molecule: messenger RNA, 531 nt
Organism: Hemiscyllium ocellatum (epaulette shark)
Lineage: Eukaryota; Metazoa; Chordata; Chondrichthyes; Orectolobiformes; Hemiscylliidae
Product: relaxin-3-like
Exons: 2
Coding region: 1-531 (176 amino acids)
Cellular component (GO): extracellular region
Molecular function (GO): hormone activity
Source: RefSeq, a predicted model, not a curated record
AUGAAGUGCCUGGUGUGUGUUCUGAUCAUCAACCUGUUGCUGACCUCCUUUCCCGUUUCGGUCCUGUCCCAGUCUUUGAGAAGUGGGGAAUCGGGAGUCAAGCUGUGCGGCCGCCAGUUCAUCCGAGCGAUCAUUUAUACCUGUGGGGGUUCUCGCUGGAAGAGGCUUCUGGAUGACCAGAACGAUCCUUUCCAGAUCUCAGCUGAUAAAGAUUACUCCAAGGAGAUGGACAGCAUGAGAAAUCUUCAAAGAAUCUUUGGCAGUGACGGAAACCAGGAAACCGAGCCAUCUUAUGCUGAUCAAGUGUUUGACGAGUACAACAACCAGUAUGACCAGGCACCAGGGGAUUUCAGUGAGUACAUUCGCCAGAUUGAUGGAGGCAGCAAUAAAGACCACGCUUUUGCAUCAACACUGGUGCAGCAUCUACCAUGGGCCAGAUCCAUCAGGAAGAAAAGGGAAGCAUCAACAGGAAUGUCAAGCAAAUGCUGCACUUACGGCUGCACCAAAAAAGAUAUCAGCAUACUCUGCUGA